Leucoraja erinaceus (little skate) is the source of this 6004-nucleotide messenger RNA. RefSeq names its product thyroid hormone receptor alpha. Gene Ontology annotation, molecular function: RNA polymerase II cis-regulatory region sequence-specific DNA binding; zinc ion binding; nuclear receptor activity. Lineage: Eukaryota; Metazoa; Chordata; Chondrichthyes; Rajiformes; Rajidae. The coding region runs from base 2542 to 3759 and encodes 405 amino acids. Gene Ontology annotation, biological process: thyroid hormone receptor signaling pathway; retinoic acid receptor signaling pathway; negative regulation of transcription by RNA polymerase II. The transcript has 8 exons. The record is from RefSeq and is a predicted model, not a curated record.
AUAUGGCGGAGAUGAAAUUGGUUGUAUAUUUUGCAAAUAUAUUGUUCAUUGGUGUGUCCAUGUGGCAGUAUGCUCUGGUACGAUGGUUGUCACUGAUGGCAUGUCUUUAUCUCCUGCUCCAAUGUCCUCACUCUGCCUCCAGUGGCCACAUAUGUUCAUAGCGACACCACCAGAAAUGUAACCUCUCAGGCACUAAUUGUUGGAAUAAUACAGCGGGUAAAUGUGGGGAGAGAACACUUAAACGUUUGUCUUGUACUACACUGUGGACAUCGUGAAGGUGUUUGAACGGUCAGUUCUGAAGUGGCCCAGUUAGAUCUUUUGGUGUCAGCACAGAGCCCUUUCAAACAGCAAACAGGACAGCAACAAACCAGCCCCACCAACGUCGUUCUACUCAGAGUGGAGGGUGGAGACUGUAAAUUGCAACAUUACGCUCCGAUUUAUAUUGAUACGGACAAAUGGACCUUCUGUGUACAGUGACCUUAUUAGUUGUCUGUCUGUGCCAUGAAAAGGUCAUACCCAAUAACAAUUUACUCAUGGUGAAAGUAAAAUUGGAUUCUGUUAUGCUGAGCGUUUUCAGUGCUACACAAUCCAUUUUCUGGACAAGUGUACAUGUGCUCUUUAGGAGAGUAUGUAAAGAGCAUUAAUUUGCAGCGAUGGGAUGCAUCAGAUUCAUUCAACCACGUAAUUCAUUUAUUACUCUUCAGGGCAGGAGAUUGUUGAAAACUGUAACCGUGAACGAUCGUUAUAUUUCUUCAACCUCGCACACAAAUAUAAUGUCUACCUGCUCCCAGUUUUAAAGCUGUUGUGCUCAACACUCAAGUAGACACAAAAUGCUGGAGUAACUCAGCGGGACAGGCAGCAUCUCUGGAAAGAAGGAAUGGGUGACGUUUCGGGUCGAGACCCUUCUUCAGACUGAUCAUUUUGUGUCUGUCUUCGGUUUAAACCAGCAUCUGCCACAGUAAUGUUUAUUAUAUAUAUAUAUAUGUGUGUGUGUAUGUGAAGUGUUUGCAAUUUUGGACGUCUAACAUGGGCAGGACCUACACAGUGAAUGGUUGGGCUCUGGGGAGUGUUGUAGAGCAGAGGGAUCUAGGAGUGCAGGUGCAUGGUACAUUAAAGGUGGAGUCGCAGGUAGAUAAGGUGGUCAAAAAGGCUUUUGGUACAUUGGCCUUCAUCAGUCAGAAUAUUGAGUACAGAUCUUGGGAGGUCAUGUUGCAGUGGUGUAAGGCGUUGGUGAGUCUGCAUUUAGAGUAUUGCGUUCAGUUCUGGACACCAUGUUAUAGGAAAGACAUUGUCAAGCUGGAAAGGGUACAGAGAAGAUUUACAAGGAUAUUGCCAGGAUUAGAGCUAUAGGGAGAGGUUGAAUAGGCUGGGACUCAAUUCCCUGGAGCACAGAAGGAUGAGGGUGAUCUUAUAGAGGUGUAUAAAAUCAUGAGAGGAAUAGAUUGGGUAGAUGCACAUAGUCUCCUGCCCAGAGAAGGUGAAUCGAGGACCAGAGGACAUACAUUUAAAGUGAAGGGAAAAAGAUUUCAUGGGAAUCUGAGGGGUAACUUUUUCACACAACGGGUGGUGGGUGUAUGGAAGAAGCUGCCAGAGGAGGUAGUUGAGACAGGGACUAUCCCAACAUUUAAGAAGCAAUUAGACAGGUUCAUGGAUAGGACAGGUUUGGGGGGAUAUGCACCAAACGCAAGCAGGUGGGACUAGUGUAGUUGGGACAUGUUGGCCGUGUGGGCAAGUUGGGUCGAAGGGCCCGUUUCCACACUGUAUCACUCUAUGACUGUAUGACACACACUAAGCUUUUUUUCUCUUCCAUUAUAUUGUUUACAGUGUAGACAAUAGACAAUAGGUGCAGGAGUAGGCCCUUCGAGCCAGCACCGCCAUUCAAUGUGAUCAACGUGAUCAAUGUGCUGUGUUUACAUAUUCUGUUGUGCUGCUGCAAGUUAGAAUUGCAUUGUUCUUUCUGGGACAUAUGACAAUAAAACACUCUUGACCAUUGACCCUUGCUCCAUCCCUAUCUGACCGUGCCCACACAACCAGGGGCGAGGUGAAUGAGGGAUGCUGUCGAUUUGGAUGCCGCUGUUUCACAAGUUACCAGUGUCUGGCCAGACUGGAUUGGAAGCUAUUCUGAAACAUUAAUCUGAGGCUUUUUUGCACUGUGUCAACAUAAAUCAUUCAUGCUGUAAACUGCAGGGAGGAGGAGGAGGAGGAGGAGGAGGGGCUACAUCUGUGGGAACUUCCACUUAAGGGAUUUAGCUGGGCUUUGAUCCUGAGCAGCAGCAGCUGAUGUUACCACCGCGGCGCGCUAAGAGGUGGGCUUUCACUACGAAGAAGUCUUUCCACCUGUUAGCAGUGCCUUUGCAAUGGUGCCUGCGUUUGCAAGGAAAGACAGAGUGGAGGGAGAGGGAGAGAGAGGGGGGGAAAAAAAGGGAAACAAGUUACUGACAUGCCUGUGAGAUGAGAUGUGCCAUGUUUUGAUUUUAAUGGUGUCGGAGUGUUGACUGCGGUGCUGUCGGGAAUCAAUGUCAACAACAGAGGCAAAGCCAAAUGUUGGCGGGCUAUCAACGACGCUGCAAUGAGUUAUUUCAGUGGCCCGAUGGGAAGAGAAAGAGGAAGAACAGUCAAUCCUCCAUGAAGUCCACCAACAUGUCAGGGUACAUUCCCAGUUACCUGGAGAAGGAUGAGCCCUGCGUGGUCUGUGGUGACAAAGCAACCGGAUACCAUUACCGCUGCAUCACAUGCGAAGGCUGUAAGGGCUUCUUCAGGAGGACAAUCCAGAAAAACCUGCACCCUGCCUAUUCCUGCAAGUACGAUGGCUGCUGUGUGGUGGACAAGAUCACCAGAAACCAAUGCCAGCUCUGCCGAUUCAAGAAAUGCACCGCGGUUGGCAUGGCCAUGGACCUGGUGUUGGAUGAGGGCAAGCGCAUCGCCAAGAGGAAGCUGAUCGAAGAUAACCGGGAGAAGCGGAGGCGGGAGGAGGUGGUGAAGACCAUGCAGACCAGGCCCGAGCCCAACAGCGAGGAAUGGGAGUUGAUCCGGGUUGCCACGGAGGCCCACAUGACAACCAACGCACAAGGCAGCCACUGGAAGCAGAAACGGAAAUUUCUGCCAGAAGACAUUGGUCAGUCUCCCAUGAUGACCACAGCGGAAGGAGAUAAAGUCGACCUGGAAGCCUUCAGCCAGUUCACCAGGAUUAUCACCCCAGCCAUUACCAGAGUUGUGGAUUUUGCCAAAAAACUGCCCAUGUUCUCAGAGCUGCCAUGUGAGGACCAGAUCAUCCUUCUGAAGGGCUGCUGUAUGGAGAUAAUGUCUUUGAGAGCUGCUGUCCGAUACGAUGCGGAGAGCGAGACGCUGACGCUAAACGGGGAGAUGGCCGUCAAGAGAGAACAGCUGAAGAACGGGGGGCUUGGUGUUGUCUCCGAUGCCAUAUUUGAGCUGGGCAAAUCCUUAUCGGCCUUCAGUCUGGACGACACAGAGGUGGCUCUGCUGCAGGCCGUUUUAUUGAUGUCCUCAGAUCGAACAGGAUUGACCUGUAUAAACCGAAUAGAGAAAUGCCAAGAGGCUUACCUCCUGGCCUUUGAACAUUAUAUAAACUCUCGCAAACACAACAUUCCACAUUUCUGGCCAAAACUGCUGAUGAAAGUUACAGACCUGCGAAUGAUCGGAGCCUGUCACGCCAGCCGCUUCCUCCACAUGAAGGUUGAAUGUCCCACAGAACUCUUCCCUCCCUUGUUCUUGGAGGUAUUUGAAGAUCAGGAAGUGUAGAUUUAAGUUGAAAACUUGGAACCAGGAACAGAAAGAUAAACAAUCACCCGGCUAAUUGCCUGGCUAUUUGUCCAUUGCGAAUCACCUUGUCUGUCUCGACUUGUCGGAAACUCAAAAGAACCAUUCCAUUAAUGCGGGUACAGUUGCAAAUAUUUUGUAAGUCAACGGUUAUGUCCUUUUAUCCUUGUGCUCCGUCUUACGAAGGAAGGCCAUGCCUACUAGCUGUCCAUUGCUGCUUUACCGCUGAUUUUAUAAACAGCCAUCUCCAAAACAAAAUGGCCAAUAGUCCCAUCUGUGUUCCUCACGCGUUCAGGUCAGUACAUUUCUGGUGGUCUGACGAAGAGUGGAAGGUUGCCUCAUCGUUGUGUGUGCAAGGGAGGAGCCUGGUGGUAUCGCCAAUGUCAACCGUUUCGUUUUAAAUGACGACAGUGAAGAUGGAGGCGAAUGUCAAGGCAUGGAUAUCCCCUGCAUCGUUUCAUCCGACAGCUGGAAUUGCAAUGGUGGAAAGGAGCAUGCAGAGAUAAAAGGCUACAGUGAAAUGUUUACAGCAACGUUUGGCAAGCAGAAUCUUUGGCUGCGCUCAAGGGAUGGGAACUUUGCUCGUUCACCUACGAUCCAGAGCCAUUUUCAACAAAGAGAGCAGCUCCAACGCAAAGCCUCCCCCCUCGAUGGCCUCCCACACCGCUCCCCCUCCUGGUUCCAUCAGCACUGAAGCCUCCUCUUGUCAGGGGUGACCUCCCGUCAGCACGGAGGCCGCCCAUGGAGAGCCAAAGCUGCCAAUUGGGCUUCAUUUCUUGGCAAGGAGCGCAAUCAGGAAGGACCGCAACAGGAAGGGAGAGGGAAAGCAGAAAGGUGGCCCGCAAGAUUUCCCCGCCUCAGGAACAUCCACGGAAUGAGGUGGUCGAGAACAUUGAAGUCAAAUGUAUCAGUUAGUAAAUCCUGAAGGAGACAAAACAGGGGGCGAGAUUUGUCCUUGGUCCCCUACGCCAAGAGCUUGGCGCGGUCGUAGUUGCACAGUCUAUUCCAUCUCCAAACUUCAAUCCCGUUGCACCUGAUGGUUGGAUUGGCCUCCUUCUGUGCUGCCAAUGUCUUUGCAAUUAGAUUCCUUGAAUCUCAGCAGACGGAUGGAGUGCACAGGUGCACCGACCAAUGACAAAUUUCACCCCUCAAGUGUUAUUUGGGUUUAAUAUGUGCCUACCAGGGAAGGGGUGAGGGAGCUUAGUCCCUCCACCCUACACUUCAGCGGUUUCCUUGGUGGCCCUUUAGUUAACCCUUUAGUGGCUAUUACCAGGUGACAUUGUUUUUACCACACUCAUUCCUUUUAUACUUCUCUCUUCUUGGAAGACAAACAACCAGACAGAGCACGCCAAGUUCCCCGGCAAGCUUUGAAGGUCAUCUUUGGAAGGCUAAGUGUUAGCGUCGUCACUGCUCAGCGUUUUCUUGCUCGCUUCGAGGCGAGCAAUGUGAAAAGACGGACCUUCAACGCUUGCGCACGGACCUUGCGUGCGACGUCUGGCCUCAGUACUGAAUUUUACAGUAAUUUACAAAGGCACGACACUAAAGUUGAGCGGCCUAGAGCGCUGGGUUGUCCAAAGUUCCGCCAGUCUCCGUUAGGUGGAGGUUUUUCCACUGUCGAAAAUGCGGUGCUCUGCAUCCACUAGAUGGAGAAUACCAAGCCCCGGCUCCCGUGCCCGUCUAGUGAUGCUCAUGGCAUCCAGCAGCGAGGUGCUACAAGGCCAAAACCCCAUGUCCCGAAUGAAAGGAUAUUCAGUCUGCGGCCCCCAGUCCAGGAACCUUGUAUUUCUUAUUGCUGCUUUACCGUGCUUGAAUUUUCUGGGUGGCUUGGCAGUUUGGAAAGACUGAUUUUGACAGGCUCCAAUUUCCUGUAGGACCAAUCCUACAUUGGAACCCCAAAAAAAGUGUGCGCUGAGAUCAUGGAUUUAAAACUCCCCCCCUUGUUGACUAAAAUUCGUCAUCUCGGUCAAAACCUCCGUAAUGCAACAAGGGCCUUGUGGUGUCACCUCCGCUGGCGGCCAUUUUGUGGACUGUAGGCCUUGGACAACCCAGUGACAAUGGCUGUCUCACCUCCGCAUGGCCCGAUAGUCACAACUGUGACUAUCUGGCUCACUCCCAUGAUCGGAGUUUGCUGUCUUGCUAACUCAGGUACAUCACACCCCCUCCCUUUUCCCCCCAUUACAGCCUCCCCCACCAUACCUCAACCCUUCCCCCCCCCCCCUCCCAUACC